AUGUCUCGCCAAGAACUGUACCAAGGCUACAAAAACUACGAAAACUCUUUCGAUAUAAUCACCACGGAGAUGCUUCACCGUGCUACGGGCAACCAGCCCCAGCAGUUCCCUCAGAGAAGCUUUGCUGACCUGGGCCGGAUGAAGCGCGAAGUUGUGGUCGAGAUUAUCAAGCUGCGCCAGGAGGUGCAGGCCCUUUAUGGAGAUUCCGACUAUGGCCAUGAGAAGAGCAUUCAGAAUUGGCAGGACAUUCUGAGAGGCUUGCCUUAG
Molecule: messenger RNA, 267 nt
Organism: Trichoderma reesei QM6a
Lineage: Eukaryota; Fungi; Ascomycota; Sordariomycetes; Hypocreales; Hypocreaceae
Exons: 1
Coding region: 1-267 (88 amino acids)
Source: RefSeq, a predicted model, not a curated record